Messenger RNA from Bipolaris oryzae ATCC 44560, 2814 nucleotides. RefSeq lists its product as uncharacterized. Gene Ontology annotation, cellular component: cytoplasm. The record is from RefSeq and is a predicted model, not a curated record. The transcript has 11 exons. Gene Ontology annotation, molecular function: GTP binding; transmembrane transporter activity; adenylosuccinate synthase activity. The coding region runs from base 1 to 2814 and encodes 937 amino acids. NCBI's taxonomy places the organism in Eukaryota, Fungi, Ascomycota, Dothideomycetes, Pleosporales, Pleosporaceae. Gene Ontology annotation, biological process: IMP metabolic process; 'de novo' AMP biosynthetic process; transmembrane transport.
AUGGUGCAACCAAUCAGUGCUGGGGACGAACGCUCCCCUGCCGAGAUCGAAAAGGGGCAAGACAUUGUUUACGACGAGGCCAAUGGAAGCGACAGGUCUACCGAGGGCGAAUUUUCCUGGACCCCUGAGGAAGAAGCCAAGGUCCGACACAAACUAGAUCGCGUCAUUGUACCGCUCACGACGUUUCUGUACUUGCUGUGUUUCCUCGACAGAAUCAACAUUGGAAAUGCGCGUAUCCAGGGUUUGGGCAAGGACCUAAAUCUCAACACGGGUGUGCGAUUCAACUGGGUCACAUCCAUCUUCUACAUUGUCUACAUGUUUGUAGAAGUACCCAGCAACCUUCUUCUCAAGAAACUCGGCCCCAAGUGGUACCUUCCUCUUCUCGUGUGCGGAUUCGGCUUUGUCUCGCUCUGCACUGCUUUUGUCAACAGCUUUGCGGGCUUGCUCGUGGCGAGAGGGUUCCUCGGUAUAUUCGAAGGUGGUGUAAUGCCUGGUCUUGCAUUCUUCAUUACUUGCUUCUACAAGCGUAAUGAACUUCUCUUCCGUGUCGGCAUCUACGUGUCAGCAGCCUCCAUGGCUGGAGCCUUUGGCGGUUUGCUUGCUACUGGUCUUGCCCGUAUUCCUCCGUGGGGCGCAUCAGGCAUGAUCAUCCACACCUGGCGAAACAUUUUCUUCUUCGAGGGACUUUUCACCAUUCUCGUUGGUCUUGCUGCUCCCUUCAUGAUGCCCCGUAGUCCCGAAGACUGCUGGUUCUUGAACGAGCGUGAACGAAUGAUUGCUUCGAGGCGACUUAUCCAGCGGGGUGGAGGCGACGAGAACGAGAAGACCCAGCCACACCACAUCAAGAGGGCUGUGAUGAACAUCACCAAUUAUUUCUGCGCCCUGGGCUUCUUUUUCAUCAACAUUACCGUGCAGGGUAUCUCGCUGUUCAUGCCUACUAUCCUUGCCGAUCUUGGCUGGACUGCGACAAAGGCACAGCUGUACUCUGUACCUCCGUACGUGUGUGCAUGCGUAAUUGCUAUUGCUAUCGCCUUCGUGUCAGACAAGACGAACCGUCGUGGAAUUUACCUGGCCGUUUUCACGCUUCCUGCAAUUGCUGGCUUCUGCAUUAUGCGCUGGGCAACUGACCCUUCGACUCGAUAUGGUGGUAUCUUCCUCAUCACCAUUGGCGCUUUCCCCGGAGGUCCUGGAUUCCUUGCAUGGGCGGCAAACAACGCCGCUGGACCUGCCGUUAGAUCCGUGUCUACCGCUUAUGUUGUUACUCUUGGUACCGCCGGUGGUAUCGUGGCAACUUGGACAUAUAAACGUCAGGAUGCGCCCCGCUACGAGACUGGCCACACCAUCAACCUCGCUGGCCAAAUCUGCGUGUGUGUACUCGCUAUCUUCGGUAUCAUCUACUGCAAGUGGGAGAACAGGCAGCGCGACAUGGGCAAGAGGGAUUAUCGUCUGCAAGGCAAGACGGAUGCAGAGAUCAAGGACCUGGGAUAUCGGCAUCCGGACCGCCCCGUCGCCUCCUCGCCCGUCCUUUGUUCUCCCUUUCUCACGAUGACCGUCACCGUCGUCCUCGGCGCCCAAUGGGGCGACGAAGGCAAGGGCAAGCUCGCCGACAUCCUCGCCCACGAGUCGCAAAUCUGCUGCCGCGCCCAGGGCGGUAACAACGCCGGCCACACCAUUGUCGCCAACGGCAUCACCUACGACUUCCACAUUCUGCCCAGCGGCCUCGUCAACCCCGGCUGUAUCAAUGUCAUUGGCAGUGGCUGCGUCGUCCACGUCCCCAGUUUCUUCAAGGAGCUCGAGGCACUCGAGAAGCACGGCCUGAACACCGAUGGCCGCAUCUUCAUCUCGGACCGCGCCCAUGUCGUGUUUGACGUGCACCAGAUGGUCGACGGCCUCGAGGAGGUGGAGCUGGGUGGCGGCAUGAUUGGCACAACCAAGAAGGGUAUCGGCCCAACUUACAGCACAAAGAUGACCAGGAGCGGUCUGCGCAUGUGCGAUUUGUUCGACGAGGCUAUUUUCGAGGAAAAGCUCCGGAGGUUGGCCAAUGGCUUCCAGAGACGCUUUGGCGACCUGCUCAAGUACAAUGUCGAGGAGGAGAUUGCCAGGUACAAGGGCCUCCGCGAAAAACUCGCUCCAUAUGUCGUCGACCAGAUCCCUCUCCUGGCUUCGGCAAAGGCCAAGAACGCGAAAAUCCUUGUUGAAGGUGCCAACGCGCUGAUGCUGGACAUUGACUACGGCACAUAUCCCUUUGUCACAUCGUCAAACACUGGUCUUGGAGGUGUUAUCACAGGUCUUAAUCUCGGAUGGCGGUCGUUGACUGAAGUCAUCGGCGUGGUCAAGGCCUACACCACCCGUGUCGGAUCUGGUCCCUUCCCCGCCGAGCAGCUAAACGAGAUUGGCGAGAAACUCCAGCAAGUCGGCCACGAAGUCGGUGUCACAACUGGCCGCAAGCGUCGCUGUGGUUGGCUCGAUCUUGUCGUAGUCAAGCACUCACACGCCUGCAAUGACUACACCGCCAUCAACCUGACCAAGCUCGAUGUCCUUGAUGACUUUGCUGAAAUCAAGGUAGCAACAUCAUACUCGUACAAGGGUCAGACACUUGAUGGCUUCCCGGCCAACCCCGAGAUGCUUGCCGAAGUCGAGGUACACUACGAGACGCUACCUGGCUGGCAAAAGCCGACGACGGGCGUCACCAACUGGUAUGACCUACCCCACCAGGCGAGGAGUUAUGUCGAGUACAUCCAAAACUUUGUGGGUGUCAAGGUAAAAUGGAUUGGUGUCGGACCUGCGCGAGAACACAUGAUUACCAGGGCGUAG